AUUCAAUUCCUUAAAAACUGGUUUUAAAAUGAUUUUUCAAAAUUUUUUGCCUGAAUUAUUUUUCGUAAUUCUAACCUAACUUUUGGCAAAAGGUCCAAUCCGCGAUCCCUGAAGAUGUUUUAUUUUAUAAAUAUUAUUUUUGAUAUUUAAGAAUUAAAUAUCAACUGAUAUAAACGUUAUUGUAAAUUUUUAUAAUAUUCAAUAUUAUUUUAAAAGAUUUAAUAUAAAUAGAAAAACACAGAAUUAGAAAAAAGAGAUAAAGAUCUGAAUGUUUAUGAUACAAUUUUCGAAAAAUUUUAGCUAGACACUAGAUUUUGAGUGUUGCAAUGGACAAUGCCACGGAUGAUGAGGAUAUAUCUUUUCGUCUUGGGGAAUUGUUUGAGAGUUACGAGGAACUAGAGCAGAAAUUGGAAAAAUUUUCGAAACAAAGUCUUGUGCAUUACUGGCGACGAGACAGUAGAACAGUAAAUGGUGCACAUAUGAAAACAGCUCGUCCUAUAAGUGCAAGAUUAAAAUAUUAUUCUGUUAAAUAUGCCUGCAUUUAUGGUGGACAAAAGUUCUUUCCCCGAGGAGCUGGAAGACGACAAUCGCAAUCUAUCAGAACCAAUUGUCAGGCUCACAUUAUGUUAAGAGCUUCAAAAGACGGUACAAAAUUGGAAGUAACGAGUGUAAAUAAUGAACACAAUCACGAAAUUUCAGAGGAACUAUUCAAAAAUUUACCUCAAGAAAGAAAAUUGUGCGGUGAGAUAAAACAGGAGGUUCAAGAUUUAAUGCAACUGCACAUUGAUCGAAAACGACUAAAGGAAUACGUUCGAUUGCGGACUAAUAAAAUAUUACGUUCAAAGGAUUUAUUUAAUAUCGCGGCUGCUAAUAAGCAUAAAAAGGAAAUAACACCCGAGCGGGCUUAUCAGCUUUUUAAGAAGAUACACGACAUUGAAAAUAUUCAAAAGAAAGAAUCGAAUCGAAAGAAUUUCAUCGAGUGCGAGGACGAAGUGUCGCGAACCAUAAAGAGAUUGAAAACCGAACAGGAUCCAUCAUGCUGGGCUCAAAAUAGUUUAUCGAACGAAUUAGAAGCGGGAGAAGGAAACGACGUUGAUGACAAUUAUUGCGAUCCUCUAAUGCAAGAAGAGUCUGUCGAUGAGAUGAGUAAUGCCGAAAGUCAAUUGGUCAGUGCCGCAAGAGACACGGAUAUGAUAAGUGUUAAUGGAGAAAUUGUCGGCGAAUUAGUGAUGGAAGACGGAGAUCCGUCUGUUAUUGUCGAAUCAAUUGUCAAUGCCGAUGGUUCCGUAUUUGUCGACGAGAGAGAAUUUAAUACCUAUCCACUAUCCUCCAGCGUUCAAGAUAGUCAAUCUCCAAAUCAUGAAGCCCUCUCUCCAGAGUCGAUAUCAGCUCACAUUGACGAUGAGAAAAUGAAGAAAAUAAAUCCCAGUUCAUCGCAUUUUGUACAAAAAGUCCUGUCAAAUCGUUCAUCACCAGUGAUAAAAUCUCCGAAUCCACUUCAUGAUUCGGAGAAAAUUUGGGUCGUCAAGGAAGGUGCACUCGAUACGGAAGCAGACAGCGGUGCAGAAAGUGAGGCAAACGGUGUGAAAACAAGAAAUAUUAUAAAUCCCGAAAGUAACAAUAUUCGUGAAAUAAUGAUAUCGGACGAAAGUGAACCUUUAUUGAUACAUCAAAAAUUAGCUGUUCUUAAAGCUGAGGAAGAGAAACUUUUUCAUGAGACUGAAAUGUUAAAAUUAAAAAAGGAAAAAUUGAGAUUAGAAAUCAAACUUCUCAAGUCAAAAGUAAUGGAAGAUAGUAAUGAUGUUUCACACUAUAUUUUUGUGCCUUGAGUUUAAAUAACUCUAAUUAUUAACAUUAUUAUGUAUAGGGGUGCGUAGAAAAUUUAUGUAAAUUUUUAUAGUUACGCACAAAAGCGAUAAAAAAGAAAGAAAAAAAAACUGAAAAAUAGUUAAAUAAUCGUUAAAUAGUUAAGAUUUAAAGAGGCUGUUAUUUUCAAAACUAUAUUUAUUAUGUACAGCUAAAAUAUUUCACGCGUUUUUUUAGAAAUUACAUUUCGGUAGUUUUCUUGACAUUUUCUUUGUGUGUUUUUUUCUAAAAAAGCAUUUUCUUUUCUGAAUGUAGAGAGAAGAGCACUUUAAUAUUUUUCAAGUAUAGUUAAUAGUUAUACAAAGUGAUGUGUAAUUUAAAUACAGUAGCAGACAUUUCGGUUUAGUUAAGAAAAUUUGUCCUGACAAAACCACGUAUUUAUAUAAUUAUAUGUUAAAUGUAUAUUUAAUUUUGUAUUUUGUUUCAAUUCGAUUAAUAUUUCAAUUUUAUUCAA
Molecule: messenger RNA, 2320 nt
Organism: Leptopilina heterotoma
Lineage: Eukaryota; Metazoa; Arthropoda; Insecta; Hymenoptera; Figitidae
Exons: 5
Coding region: 327-1829 (500 amino acids)
Source: RefSeq, a predicted model, not a curated record